Fraxinus pennsylvanica is the source of this 2808-nucleotide messenger RNA. The record is from the annotation of a GenBank genome assembly. NCBI's taxonomy places the organism in Eukaryota, Viridiplantae, Streptophyta, Magnoliopsida, Lamiales, Oleaceae.
AUGCUCUCGUUGCAGAGCGAGCCGCGGCAGUACAAUUUGAAUCUGCGCCAGAUGCAGCAGGUUGCUAGGGUUCCGUACAAUGUCGUCGCAGCUGAUCACCACCGAAAGGACUCGUCCUCGGCCAUGGCAGAUGGAAAUAUUAAGCCCGAGGUUUCUUCUGAAGUUGACGAGGACAUCCUCUUGAAUCUUGCUCAUCAACACUACAAAUCGGGGAACUAUAAGCAGGCACUAGCACAUAGCAAGAAUGUUUAUGAGAGAGAUCCACGUCGCACUGAUAACCUUCUUUUGUUGGGUGCAAUUUAUUUUCAGUUACGUGAUUUUGAUAUGUGCAUCACAAAGAACGAAGAAGCUCUCCAAAUUAAUCCAAAUUUUGCUGAGUGCUAUGGAAAUAUGGCCAAUGCUUGGAAGGAGAAAGGCAAUAGUGAUGUUGCAAUUCGCUAUUACUUGAUUGCUAUUGAGCUUCGCCCUAAUUUUUCUGAUGCAUGGUCAAACUUAGCUAGUGCUUACAUGCGGAAAGGAAGGCUUAAUGAGGCAGCUCAAUGUUGCCGUCAGGCUCUUGAGUUGAAUCCUUCUUUGGUUGACGCUCAUAGUAACCUUGGAAAUUUGAUGAAAGUUCAAGGAUUAAUGCAAGAUGCAUACAAUUGCUAUAUCGAGGCUCUUCGCAUACAACCUACUUUUGCCGUUGCAUGGUCCAAUCUUGCUGGCCUUUUCAUGGAUGCAGGUGAUCUUAACAAGGCUCUCCAGUACUACAAGGAAGCAGUCAAGUUGGAACCUAACUUCUCAGAUGCCUAUCUGAAUUUGGGAAAUGUUUACAAGGCUUUGGGAAUGCCUCAAGAGGCUAUUGUUUGUUAUCAACGUGCUCUGCAAUCACGACCCGACUAUGCUAUGGCUUUUGGCAACUUGGCUACUAUUGCUUGUGAUGCUGGAUUUUUGGAGGCAUACAAUAACCUGGGUAAUGCAUUGAAAGACGCUGGAAGAGUUGAGGAAGCAAUCAACUGCUAUCGCCAAUGCUUGUUUCUUCAACCUAGUCAUCCUCAAGCACUCACCAAUCUUGGAAAUAUUUAUAUGGAGUGGAACAUGAUGAAUGCUGCUGCUCAAUGCUACAAGGCAACUUUAUCUGUUACGACAGGGCUUUCUGCUCCUUUUAGUAACUUAGCUAUAAUAUACAAACAACAGGGUAAUUAUGGGGAUGCUAUAUCUUGCUAUAAUGAGGUCCUCAGAAUUGAUCCAAUGGCAGCAGACGGUCUUGUUAAUCGGGGUAACACUUACAAGGAAAUUGGAAGAGUUAAUGAGGCAAUUCAAGACUAUGUACAUGCUAUUGCCAUCCGGCCAACCAUGGCCGAGGCACAUGCAAAUUUGGCUUCGGCUUACAAGGACAGCGGUCUUGUGGAGGCAGCCAUUAAAAGCUAUAAUCAUGCAUUGAUGCUGCGCCCUGAAUUUCCAGAAGCAACCUGUAACCUUCUUCACACUUUACAGUGUGUUUGCAACUGGGAUGAUCGGGAGAAGAUGUUUAUUGAAGUUGAAGGCAUACUUCGGAGACAGAUAAAGAUGUCAGUUAUCCCAAUAAUAGCAUCCCGUUAUUCACUUCCUCCUUUUAAGCAUCCCCCUCCAUUACGGAUAAAGGGUGGUGGGGGCAGGAAUGACCGGUUAAGGAUUGGAUACGUGAGCAGUGACUUUGGUAACCACCCCUUAUCACACCUCAUGGGCUCAAUAUUUGGCAUGCAUGACAGAGGAAAUGUUGAGGUUUUCUGCUAUGCUUUAAGUCCAAAUGAUGGUACUGAAUGGAGGCUCCGAAUCCAGUCAGAAGCUGAGCACUUUUUAGACGUGUCAUCUAUGUCAUCUGAUAUGAUUGCAAGGUUGAUUAAUGAGGAUCAAAUACAAAUUCUUAUUAACCUAAAUGGUUACACUAAGGGGGCAAGAAAUGAAAUAUUUGCAAUGCAACCUGCUCCAAUUCAGGUUUCAUAUAUGGGAUUUCCUGGAACCACAGGGGCAACCUACAUACAUUAUUUGGUCACUGAUGAGUUUGUUUCGCCUAUGCAGUACUCCAAUAUAUAUUCUGAGAAGCUUGUUCAUCUUCCACAUUGCUAUUUUGUAAAUGAUUAUAAACAGAAAAAUCAAGAUGUACUAGACCCAAAUUGCCAACAUAAGCGAUCAGAUUAUGGACUGCCAGAGGACAAAUUUAUAUUUGCUUGUUUCAAUCAGCUUUACAAGAUGGACCCUGAGAUAUUUAUUACCUGGUGCAACAUUCUUAAACGUGUGCCAAAUAGUGCACUUUGGCUUCUUAGAUUUCCAGCUGCAGGGGAGAUGAGGCUUCGUGCAUAUGCUGCUGCACAGGGUGUGCAACCGAACCAAAUAAUUUUCACUGAUGUAGCAAUGAAACAGGAGCACAUCCGACGUAGUGCAUUAGCAGACCUCUUUCUUGACACGCCCCUAUGCAAUGCACAUACCACUGGAACGGAUAUUUUAUGGGCCGGCCUGCCAAUGGUUACCCUUCCCCUCGAGAAAAUGGCAACCAGAGUUGCUGGUUCACUGUGUUUGGCUACAGGAGUUGGGGAAGAGAUGAUUGCCAGUAGUAUGAAAGAUUAUGAAGAGAAGGCAGUAUCACUGGCUCUGAAUCGCACUAAACUCCAGGAUCUUACUAACAGGCUUAAGUCCGCACGUUUAACAUGCCCUCUAUUUGAUACAGCACGCUGGGUGAGGAAUUUGGAGCGUUCUUAUUUCAAGAUGUGGAAUCUCUACUGCUCCAGUCAACAUCCCCAGCCCUUCAAAGUGACUGAGAGUGACUCGGAAUUUCCAUACGACAGGUAG